AUGUCGUCUGCUGUCACCGAGACGGAGGAGUCGGCGCGCAGCUCCCCGCUGACGCCGCUGAAGCUGGUCGGGCUGGUGUGCGUCUUCCUGGCGCUCUGUCUGGAUGUGGGCGCCGUGAUGAGCCCGGCGUGGGUGACUGCCGACGACCAGUACUACCUCUCCCUGUGGGAGUCCUGCUGGAAGCCGGCGAGCACCGAGAACUGGCAGUGCAACAGCACGCUAGGAUCAGACUGGCAGGUUGCUACGCUGGCCCUGUUGCUAGGGGGUGGAGCCCUGGUGCUGAUGUCGUUCCUGGUCGCUCUAGUUGCUGUGUGCAUCGGUACGAGGCGGCGAUUCUACGCACCCGUCGCCUUCAUGCUCUUCGCUGCAGAUGAAAGAGAAGACGUACAGAAGAAGACUUUUACAAAAUGGGUAAACUCACAGUUGGCUAAGCCUUCCAUUCUCCUCUUCUCUCUACCCUACCUGCAGGAGUCAGCCUGCCUGAUCCUCUACCGUGACUAA
Messenger RNA from Micropterus dolomieu (smallmouth bass), 501 nucleotides. Its product is annotated as transmembrane protein 47-like. Gene Ontology annotation, biological process: cell-cell adhesion. The transcript has 5 exons. Gene Ontology annotation, cellular component: cell-cell junction. Bases 1 to 501 code for a protein of 166 amino acids. The record is from RefSeq and is a predicted model, not a curated record. Lineage: Eukaryota; Metazoa; Chordata; Actinopteri; Centrarchiformes; Centrarchidae.